ACUCAUUUUCCCUCCCUCCUCACCUCAACGACUUUCUUUUGUGAUAUCCAGUUGCCGUUCCUGUGGAACGUAUACUACCUUGAGGUCCAUUUAUCAUCCUUCCUUGCAUCGCAAUCCUCAAUCAUGUUCACGACAAGAACAUUCAUCCUCCUCCUAUCCUUCCUGGUCGCACUGGUGGCUGCGCAUCCGACGCGUCUCCGUCGCGCUACCUGCCAUAGGUCGGUUGCAGCAGCGAUCGGAUCUACAUCUGCAUCCGUCUCGUCUACCUCACGCGCUGCACCAAUCAACGCGGCAGUCAGCACUGGCAAAGCCUCUGUGACGUCGACAUCCUCCUCCGCACAACCCACCAAGGUCACCACUCCCGCUCCACCCACUUCCGGCUCUGCACUCGGAGCCUUGUUCCCCGUCCCAGGUUUCUCCCAAUCAUGGACAACCUCGCCGUCAUCUGGCUCUGCGCUUGGUCUUAAGGAUAGUACUUUCCGCCCCUUCGACGUUCUUACCAGCGUUCCCCACACCUACGUAAACGCACCUGACGGCAAGGCUUCCAUGAAGGCGCACUACCCCAAGGGUUCCUACAACUUUGGGCACAACCCUCAGGGUGGCUUUUCCUUUUACGCCCCUGGUCCCGCUGCAGUUGAUCUGACUACCGCUAAGGAGGCUACAUUUGGCUACUCAGUGUUCUUCCCUAAGGGCUUCGCUUUCAACCUUGGCGGCAAAUUGCCUGGUCUCUAUGGAGGCAACAGCGCCGGCGAAGCCGUUGACUGCUCAGGAGGCAGCCGAUCCGCCGCCUGCUUCUCAGCUCGUUUGAUGUGGCGAGAGAACGGAAAGGGUGAAUUUUACACUUACCUUCCUCCGUUCACCGAAUCUCGGUUUGCUGCGAACAAGAACGUAUGCAAUGUCCCCCCCUUGUCGGACUGUAAUCCUACGUACGGUGCUUCCAUUGGACGUGGAGCGUUUACGUUUGCCACUGGCGCUUGGACCACCAUCAGCGAACGCGUUAGGCUCAAUGAUGCUGGACAGGCUAAUGGCGAGCUUGAGCUGUUCGUCAAUGGAAGGAGCGUCAUUAAGGUUGGCGGUCUCAUUUUACGGGACAGCGCUGCAGGCAGGAUAAGGGGAAUGCAGAUGCAAACUUUCUUUGGAGGUUCGCACAUCGAGUUUGCAACUCCCAAGGAGCAGGAUGUCUAUUUUUCCGACUUCUCGGUCGCUAUCACGAAAAAACUCUAAACAUUUACCCUGGCAUGCAUACCCAUUCUUCCUACCUACCAUCUGACGUUACGAACGUCAACUUAGAGGCAUGAAUGACCAAACAUCAUUCAUAAUACCCACCACAUGGGCACCUACAUAGAUCCCCAUCACCACACGCCAAACCAGGCACCCACACCACAAGCGAUCUUUAUCUUCCCAUAACCACACGCGCCAGUCGCGUCUAUUGAAACUGUAACUAUUUUCUAAUAACCUCCAGGAGAGGUGUACUACGGGCAGGGAUCGUCACCCUGAAGCCUUUUGUCGCAGGAAUGUUUGAAUGGACUGGCUAGACCAGUCCGAGCAAAAAUCGACGGGCUGUUGGGCUAUUUACUUAGAUUACCGAUACAUAGCUGUUUUUAUUUAAUCACUUUCAAAAAGAAAUUCGAAAGA
This is a messenger RNA of Laccaria bicolor S238N-H82, 1635 nucleotides long. RefSeq names its product polysaccharide lyase family 14 protein. Lineage: Eukaryota; Fungi; Basidiomycota; Agaricomycetes; Agaricales; Hydnangiaceae. The record is from RefSeq and is a predicted model, not a curated record. The coding region runs from base 124 to 1224 and encodes 366 amino acids. The transcript is spliced from 3 exons.